Prunus mume (Japanese apricot) is the source of this 1329-nucleotide messenger RNA. RefSeq names its product F-box/kelch-repeat protein At3g24760-like. Gene Ontology annotation, molecular function: protein binding. The record is from RefSeq and is a predicted model, not a curated record. Lineage: Eukaryota; Viridiplantae; Streptophyta; Magnoliopsida; Rosales; Rosaceae.
AUCAGAUAACGUUUUAUACUUUGAUAUCUCAUGUGGGUCACGCAUCCCCACGUCAAUAUAUGCCCUUCAAAUAAUUCACCUCCAAUUAUUGCAACUACAAGAUCCUCCACAUUUCUACAGAACCUUUCAAAUUUUACCAUUCCACAAUUUUUCCUUCUCGCUAUGUGGAGCAGCCUCCCCUCCGAUCUGCUCACCAACAUCUUCUCCUUCCUCUCUGCUGACUCUUUUGCAUGCGCCAAGUCAACAUGCAGACAUUGGCAAGCCUGUGCCUGCACCACAGCUACUUAUAGCCACUACCCUCAUGGCCUCACGAAGAGCCCAUUUUUGCCGCACAAUUUUCACCCUCCUUGGUUCAUAGCCUUGCCACUGCACAACCAUGGCCUCUGCUGCUAUGCCCUCAAUCCCACCAACAACAAUUGGUAUGUGCUGCCGUUGGAUUUCUUGCCGGACCCAGUUAGGCCUGUGGGCCCACUUGAGAGCCUCCUCUUGCUGAGGCCCUCUAACUCCACAUUUCUCCGGCUGGGUAUGUGCAACCCGUUUACUAGGCAGUACAAGGCCUUCCCAACGUUAAACAUCAGAAGGACCAACCCGGCUAUUGGCGUUGUACACCUUUCAACACUUUCAUUCCCAAGAAAUUCAUUUCUCAAUUCUGGAGUGUACGUGGCAGGCGGGAUGUCCGAGGCAUCCAGCGGGGGCGCCACAUACGAGCCCACAUUGGAAAUGUACGAUCCGCAGCUCGACACGUGGCGAAUUGUGGGGUCCAUGCCAAUGGAAUUUGCGGUGAGGCUAACAGUUUGGACCCCGAAGGAGAGUGUGUAUUGUGAUGGAGUUUUGUAUUGGAUGACAUCGGCCCGGGCCUACAGCUUGAUGGGAUAUGAGAUUGAGUCGAACAUGUGGAGGGAGCUGGGUGUGCCAAUGGCAGAGGAGCUGGAAUUCGCCGUGCUGGUUUCGCGCAAUGGGAGCUUGACACUUGUCGGCGGAGGAGCAUGUGUUUUGGGAGUCUGUAUAUGGGAGCUUGGGGAGGGAGACGUUUGGGUUUUGGUUGAGAAGGUGCCAAGUGAAUUGGAGAUGAGAUUUUUAGGGGAAAGGGGAAGUUGGGGAAGUACAAAGUGUGUAGGGAGUGAUGGGGCUAUUUAUUUGUAUAGAGAUCUUUGGUCAGGAAUGGUAGUUUGGAGGGAAGUUGGAGAUGGAAAUAAAUGGGCAUGGUUUUGGGUUGAUGGGUGUUUUUCAAUUAGGGGGAAAAAAGUGAGAAAUUUGCAAAUUAAAGGAGUUCUUAUACACCCUAAUCUUGUACCCUCAUUCAUAUUUUAAUCAAAUAAGACAUGUUGU